CAAGCACCUCGCCGCUGACCUCGCUCGUCGUGGGUGGCCCUGCUCCUCCAGACUCGCUGCUACUCUGAUGAAGUUCGACGCGCUCAGCCGCCGCUCAUUGCAGCACGUGCCGCUGGUUCUCGCCGCUGCGCUAACGUCCGCUCCGUCGCUGCCCGCCUUGGCGCGGCCGGAAGGCGUGAACAAGCCCGAGCUGCUCCCAACAGGGCCUGUUCAGAGAGUGAUUGACCUCCAAAAGUUCCUCACAUCGGGCGAGCGAACAAAGAUGGACACGCAGCUCGCCAAGAUCGAGGCGGAGACUGGCUUCAAGCUGCGCGUCCUCUGCCAGCAAUACCCAAACACACCGGGCCUCGCCAUCAAAGACUAUUGGGGCCUCGACGACAAGUCGAUUGUGCUCGUCGCCGACAAGGGUACCAAGGGCACCUCAAACAUGCUCAACUUUAACGUGGCCGAGGGCGCGAAGCUGCAGCUGCCAAACACCUUCUGGACGCGGCUGCAGUCCACCUUUGGCAAUACCUUCUUCGUCAAGGAGAAUGGCGAGGAUGUGGCCAUCCGCCGCGCCGUCGACGCCAUCGACUACUGCCUCCGCGAGGACCUCGGCUGCGUCGACGUGCCGCUGCAGAUCAAGGACCCCUCGCGCGCCAUGUACGGCGACCCGACGGACCCGUUCAAGGGGAGCAACCCGUUCGCCUCGGUGACGGACGGCAUCAGCUCAGGCGCGGAGAAGAUUUUCGGGUCUUGAAUCAUAAUUGAAGUGUGAUGCAUGAUGCGUGAUCGUGACGCCACAAAAGAACUCUGCCUAUCUGCGCAAUACAGACUACCACGCUAUAAGUCCUAAAACACCUUCGCGCGCUUUC
Messenger RNA from Emiliania huxleyi CCMP1516, 854 nucleotides. RefSeq lists its product as hypothetical. Bases 68 to 739 code for a protein of 223 amino acids. The transcript is spliced from 5 exons. NCBI's taxonomy places the organism in Eukaryota, Haptophyta, Isochrysidales, Noelaerhabdaceae. The record is from RefSeq and is a predicted model, not a curated record.